Nelumbo nucifera (sacred lotus) is the source of this 1916-nucleotide messenger RNA. Its product is annotated as kelch repeat-containing protein At3g27220-like. The record is from RefSeq and is a predicted model, not a curated record. Lineage: Eukaryota; Viridiplantae; Streptophyta; Magnoliopsida; Proteales; Nelumbonaceae. Gene Ontology annotation, molecular function: protein binding.
AAAGCACAUGCUACCCGUUGAUUGACGAAAAACCAUGGCGCCGAAGGCGAAACCGGAAACCAAUGGCGCCCAUGCUUUCUCAUUCUCCCACCAUUUUCCUCCCACCAUCGUUUCUCCUAGAUCCUUUCAAUCACCUUCAAAUUAUCUCUCGGCAUCUCCGUCUACCCCCAUCUCUGUCUCUCUCCCAGGAUUCUCUUCUCUGUCUCUUUCCAAGGCUUUCAAUGAAAUGAAAUGGCGAGGCCGAACGCUAAGCACGUUUCGUCAAGACUCUUCUUUCUCUUCUUGUUUGUAGGCCUUCUAGCGCUCGCUCUGAUUUCUGACUUUCUCUGGGCUUCGUCUUCUUCCUUGGCUUCCGCUUAUUCUUCCCUCGCCUCCAACUGGGCUUCCGAGAAAUCUGGGAGUGUGGUCAUACAUAAUGUCGAAAAGGAAAAAACUGAUGAAGUUAAUAAAGACCCGGCUCCUGGUAGAUUCUUGUCCGCAACCUACGCUGAUAUACCUGCACCAGAACUGAAAUGGGAGCAGAUGGCGACGGCCCCUGUUCCUCGUCUUGAUGGGUCAGCGAUACAGAUUAAGAAUCUUCUCUACGUGCUUGCUGGAUAUGGUACCAUCGACUACGUGCAUUCUCAUGUUGAUGUCUAUAACUUUACGGACAAUACAUGGGGUGGAAGGAUUGAUAUGCCAAAGGAAAUGGCUCAUUCACAUUUAGGAGUGGCAUCAGAUGGGAGAUACAUCUACAUAGUCAGUGGACAAUAUGGUCCACAAUGCAGAGGGCCGAUAACUCGUUCAUAUGUGCUGGACACAGAGACAAAACAGUGGGGGAAGUUGCCCCCUUUACCAGUACCCAGGUAUGCCCCAGCAACUCAAAUUUGGAGAGGUAGGUUACACGUAAUGGGUGGCAGCAAGGAGAAUCGCCAUACACCUGGAUUAGAGCAUUGGAGUAUUGCUGUAAAGAAUGGAAAAGCAUUGGAGAAACAGUGGCGAAAUGAAGUGCCCAUUCCCCGUGGGGGGCCCCACAGAGCCUGCAUUGUGGUGGAUGAUCGGCUUAUUGUUAUUGGUGGGCAGGAGGGUGAUUUUAUGGCCAAACCUGGAUCACCUAUUUUCAAAUGCUCCCGAAGGCAUGAGGUUCAAUAUGGUGAUGUCUAUAUGCUUGAUGAUGAGAUGAAGUGGAAAACCUUGCCCCCCAUGCCAAAACCUAACUCUCAUAUAGAGUUUUCAUGGGUUUUAGUCAAUAAUUCUAUUGUUAUUGUUGGAGGCACAACACAAAAGCAUCCUGUAACCAAGAAGAUGAUUCUGGUUGGAGAAGUUUUCCGAUUUAAGUUAGAUACACUGAAGCUUUGCUACGAUAUUUACAUGUAUCCAUUCUGGCUUCGAAAAAUAAUACUUACCAGUGGUUCAUGAAGCUGUCUAUAGGAACCACAGAGAACAAUUUUAAUACCCUAACCACCACAUCAACAUCCAUUCAGUUUUGUUGAUCACCAUCAGAAAGGGAUACUUUGGCUUCAAAAACAAUGCUAUAUCUCUCCUUCUGCACAACCCAGCAAAGUGAAAAUGGUAGAAAGUUCCAUGGGACUUUGCUUCCCUUUAGGUCCUCUUGUAUUAUUACAAGCUUCACUGAAAUUAAAUGCUUAUUCGGUACAAGAGUUUCAUCUAGGUGUACAAUAACCAUUUGCAACCUUCAAUAUGUAAUUUGUAUCAUUGACCUCUUUUUUCCACUUCCAUGCUGGAUAUGUAAUUUGUAUCUAGGUGUACACAAAUUCAUUCUUUCAUGUCUUCUCUCUCUACUCUAGAAAGCUCUUUGGUUGCCUACGCUUGGUUGCUCCAGAGAACUUGCAGCAAUUUUAUUUAUAAUAACUCUUUUUUGAUAAAUAACUUUUAUUUGUUAUAAUAAGAUAUCCUAUUGAUGAAGAUUAUCUUUA